Molecule: messenger RNA, 1803 nt
Organism: Hevea brasiliensis (rubber tree)
Lineage: Eukaryota; Viridiplantae; Streptophyta; Magnoliopsida; Malpighiales; Euphorbiaceae
Product: serine/threonine-protein kinase AtPK2/AtPK19
Exons: 6
Coding region: 253-1626 (457 amino acids)
Biological process (GO): protein phosphorylation
Molecular function (GO): protein serine/threonine kinase activity; ATP binding
Source: RefSeq, a predicted model, not a curated record
UACUAAUUAAUUAUUAAGAACUCUCGGCAAGUUUUGGAACACACAUCUCUCUCCCCGUCUCUACCGGCCUUCUCUGCUUUUUCUCCGGUAAUGGUUUAACUGCUUAAAAUUUCCUUCGUUAUCUUUUCUUUUCCUCGGUAAUGGUUUAACGAUGUAAUCUCAGCUCUCACAGCCCGCCUUGAUCCAAAAUUCUUGGCCGGCUCUUCUUUCUCUUUAUUUUUUAUUCAUUUCUCUGCUCUGUAUGAAUUGAAAAUGGUUUCCAAUUCUCAGAAGAAAAACCUUCACUCUGUAUUAUCCAGCAACCUCAAAAAGCUCUCAAUAACGCCUCCCAACCCUACCUCUGACUUCGACUUCUCUGAAGUAUUUGGCCCGCUUACCCCACACCCAAACCAAUCACAAUCUCCUUCAACAUCCGCCUCAUCUUCUUCCUCCUCUGCUUUUAUCAGGGACCCACUUGUUAUCCAGAACCGUUCCCAUUCGUUCGUGGGUCCCUCCCCUCGCUACACCCCCUCCUCUUCUUCCCCUUUUCAAAUCCAAGAAGAGGAUCUCGAAAAUGAAAAUGAGGUUAUUGUUGAGGAGGAUGACAAGAAGGGGAAGAGUGAGCAAGUGGGUAGUAAGAUUGGGCCUGGUGAUUUCGAGAUCCUGAGAGUUGUUGGGCAGGGAGCCUUUGGUAAGGUGUUUCAAGUGAAAUACAAAAGGAGUAAUUGUGGAGAUGGGGAUGGGAUUUAUGCAAUGAAAGUGAUGAGAAAGGAUACUAUUAUCAAAAAGAAUCAUGUCGAUUACAUGAAGGCUGAGAGGGAUAUCCUCACCAAAGUCGUGCAUCCCUUUAUUGUUCAGCUUCGUUACUCUUUCCAGACCAAGGCUAAGCUUUAUUUGAUCCUGGAUUUUAUAAAUGGUGGUCAUCUCUUCUUUCAUCUUUAUCGGCAGGGGAUCUUCAGUGAGGAUCAGGCAAGGGUUUACACUGCUGAGAUAGCGUCUGCUGUUUCACAUCUUCACAAGUGCGGGAUUGUGCACCGGGAUCUUAAACCUGAAAAUAUUCUUAUGGAUUGUGAUGGACACGUUAUGCUAACUGAUUUUGGACUCGCAAAGGAAAUUGAUGAAUCAAGUAGAUCGAAUUCAUUGUGUGGGACCACAGAAUACAUGGCUCCAGAAAUUUUACUGUCAAAAGGCCACAACAAAGAUGCAGAUUGGUGGAGUGUUGGAAUACUCUUAUAUGAAAUGCUAACUGGGCAGCCUCCAUUUACACACAAAGAUAGAAAGAAGCUUCAGGAGAGAAUUAUCAAAGAGAAAGUAAAACUUCCACCAUACCUUAGCACUGAAGCUCACUCUUUGCUCAAAGGAUUGCUGCAGAAGGAACCAUCAAGAAGGCUAGGCAGUGGUCCUGGUGGAGGGGAUGAGGUCAAAAGUCAUAAAUGGUUUGGUUCAAUCAACUGGAAGAAGUUAGAGGCAAGGGAAUCGCAGCCGAAGUUCAAGCCAGAUGUGAGCGGAAAAGAUUGUACAGCAAAUUUUGACAAGUGUUGGACGACAAUGCCUCCUGAUGACUCACCGGCUGCCACACCAACAGCUGGUGAACAUUUCCAAGGAUACACGUACAUUGCGCCAAACCCUUGGCUUUCAUCUGCAUGAAUUAAGGGUAUUGUGAAGGCAGCCUGUCCAUGUUUUGUAAGUCUUGUCUCUCAUAAACUUUUUCCCUCAAGAAAAAAGAAGAAAAUGAAAAAUAAUAAGUGCAUGCUGAUAUUACACAUGCGUUGUACAUUGUUCUUGAAUAAAAGAUUAAAGCUGCUUGUUGAUUGCUUGGUUUAA